UUGGUCCGUCUUCAGCAAUGUGAAAUUGGCCAGCCACUAGGUAUAACGACAUCCAAUGGCAUCGUCCGCCGCCGCCGCCAGAUCAGUUAUCCGAUCAAGCUCUGCUCGCAACGCUGUGUCUCAGCUCUACUCACAAGCCAAAGCAGCUCCUUCGCCGUUUCAUGUGUCCUCCAAGUUUCGUCUCUCCGGCCGCAUUUUCAGGUGCCCAGUUAAAGCGAGUGUCUGCGUGGAAUCUGUGCUGCCAUAUCACACGGCGACUGCUUCGGCUUUGAUGAAAUCGAUGCUCUCCAUUUCUCGACGCAGCUAUGUUUGGCUCCCGGAAGGUUGGAGGGGCAAGACCCCCUGGAGUUGAGGUUUUAACCCCAGCCACAGUGCGGUACUGAGUUGCAUCGGGCCUCCAAAGAAAGUAAAUAACCUUGUAUGCAUUAGCAUGCCUGCUUAUUGCAGGCACUUCAACCCAAAGCUUUGAGGGCUGUAAUCUCCUCUUAAUGUUUGCCAGGGUAACCAGACAAUUCCACUCUGAAAGUUGUUAUAAAUUAUCAUUUUCUUCUUUGGCUUUAGCUGAAGGAAUGUAAAAAGACUUUCUGGCUAAAAAAAAAAAGUGUAUUUUAACUUUAGGCUUGUCUUUUACUAUUUUAUAUGUCUAAUUUUGGGUUCUGGCAUUGCCCUGAUUGGUAUCAUCAAGAUAUAUCUGUACAUUGCUUCUUCCUGGAGUGAAAUGUAGUUAUACUUAAUAACCCUUGAGGUUCAGUUUGAUUUAUAGGGGUAAGUAAUCUUUAGCACCUAGGCCAAUAAUGCUUGUCAUGCAGUUGUUGCAAAUUAACCACGGCGUUUUCACCCUGGACGUAGUGUCGUACUGAAUUGUUGGAUCAACCCUCCAAAGAAAGUAAAUAACGUUGCAUGCAUUAGCAUGCUUGCUCAUUGCAGCCUUUUCAACAUGCGUAAGCGGUAGCUUUUCAUCUUGCAUUGAUUGAGAUGAAGAAAAAGACAUUUUCUUUACUCAAUCAAAGUUUAAAAAUUAGUAUUAACACUGUGUAGGCCAAGGAGAGAUUCUAGUGAUAGCGCACACCAUCACCGACGAGAAAGUCAAGUCAACCUUGUUAUGUAAGUAUAAUGCCACACUCUCAAUUUCACUGAUUAGGGUUCAACCGGCUUACCUCAAGUACUUAAAAAAAUAAAAGAAGUCAAGUGAAUAAUAGUAUCGGAUUACUAUUAACUUUUCCAAAUUUAACAGGCUGAUUAUCACAGCACAUAAAAAGACGGAAAGAGAAACACCAAACAAAUUUCACAAUGAAAUGUGUCCCAUACUAAUAAAAGCUGCAUCUCAAAUGACUGUUUAUGACACAAAAACAAGCAUCAAGCCCUUAGGUUACUUUCAAAAUAUUAACUUCC
Molecule: messenger RNA, 1392 nt
Organism: Durio zibethinus
Lineage: Eukaryota; Viridiplantae; Streptophyta; Magnoliopsida; Malvales; Malvaceae
Product: protein NUCLEAR FUSION DEFECTIVE 6, mitochondrial-like
Cellular component (GO): mitochondrion
Source: RefSeq, a predicted model, not a curated record